Molecule: messenger RNA, 1373 nt
Organism: Arabidopsis arenosa
Lineage: Eukaryota; Viridiplantae; Streptophyta; Magnoliopsida; Brassicales; Brassicaceae
Source: the annotation of a GenBank genome assembly
GCGUCUCUCUGCUCGUUGGCUUCGACUUGCAAAACACUUAAGAGCUGUGUCUCCUCAUCUUCACUCCCAACUUCCACAUCUUCAAUAAUGUCUUCGUAUUCUAAUAAUCAUUUUGCUUACGCUUUUCUACUUCUCCUAGUAAUCGGUAACACAAUUGCAUUUUCUUCGAGUUCGUCGGCUCAUGUUCAAGAUCCAAAUCUAGUAGUUGAUGAAGUUAACAGAAGUGUAUUCAAUGCGUCAAGGAGGAGUUUGGCCUACCUAUCUUGCAGAACCGGAAAUCCUAUUGACGAUUGUUGGCGGUGUGACCCGAAUUGGGAAACAAACCGCCAACGGUUAGCAGAUUGUGCCAUUGGGUUUGGCAAAAACGCUAUCGGAGGCCGUGAUGGUCGAAUCUAUGUAGUUACAGAUCCGGCCAACGACGAUCCAGUAAACCCUAGACCCGGAACUCUAAGAUAUGCAGUCACACAAGAAGAACCAUUAUGGAUCAUUUUCAAGAGAGAUAUGGUCAUUAGGCUCAAUAAAGAACUUAUCAUCACAUCUUUCAAGACCAUUGAUGGUAGAGGCUCGAGUGUUCACAUAACUAAUGGACCAUGCUUGAAGAUACACUAUGCAACUAACAUUAUCAUUCAUGGCAUUAACAUCCAUGACUGCAAACCAGGAUCAGGUGGCAUAAUUAAAGAUGAGCCACAUCACACCGGGUUGUAUAUCCCAUCCGAUGGAGACGCCGUGGCGAUAUUUGGAGGGAAACACGUGUGGAUUGACCAUUGCUCGUUGUCGAACUGCGAUGAUGGACUCAUAGACGCUAUACAUGGUUCAACGGCUAUAACCAUAUCGAACAAUCACAUGACGCACCAUGACAAGGUCAUGCUUUUAGGGCAUAGUGAUAGUUACACGCAGGACAAGAACAUGCAAGUCACAAUUGCGUUUAACCAUUUCGGAGAAGGACUCGUUCAAAGAAUGCCACGGUGUAGGCAUGGAUAUUUCCAUGUAGUGAACAAUGAUUAUACUCACUGGGAAAUGUAUGCAAUCGGUGGAAGUGCUUCUCCAACGAUAUACAGCCAAGGCAAUAGAUUUCUCGCUCCUAACACCCGAUUUAAUAAAGAGGUUACUAAACAUGAAGAUGCACCCGAAAGCCAAUGGAGAGAUUGGAAUUGGAGAUCGGAAGGAGAUAUGUUAUUGAACGGAGCUUAUUUCCGCGAGUCCGGUGCUGGAUCUCCCUCUACUUAUGCAAGAGCUUCGAGCCUGAGUGCGAGGCCGUCGUCUCUUGUGGGUUCCAUCACGACGACAGCAGGCACUUUGAGUUGUCGGCGAGGCCGUCGCUGUUAAUGAUAAUGCAGGAAAUCAUAAAGAGAGAAGAAAUUAUAAUGGAUCAU